Messenger RNA from Rotaria sp. Silwood2, 1350 nucleotides. The record is from the annotation of a GenBank genome assembly. Lineage: Eukaryota; Metazoa; Rotifera; Eurotatoria; Philodinida; Philodinidae.
AUGACUGUAUUAUCAACUAAAAAGCCUUCAAAUACGAACAAAGACUCUACAUCAAAUCAACAACAAGCACAGCAACAAGUUUCUACAGCAACACGAACACGUUUAUCAUGUGAUGAUGAACAAUCUAAUAGAAUAAAUUUAAAUGAUGAUUCAAAUGAAACAAAUAUUGCAUCAUCAUCUUCAAUAACAACAACAGAUAACUUACAUUCAAUGAUGACAACAACAUCACCAUUAUUAUUUAAUAAUCCAAAACGUAAAUCACAUUAUAAUCAAAAAUCUAGACGAAAAUGUACUUCAAUUGAUGAAAAUCCAACGAAUAAUUCAUCAAAUGAAAAUGAUCAAUAUAAUAGUGAAGAUGAAUAUGACCAAACAACAAUAAAAUAUGAUCGAAAUAAUCUCAACGAACUUGAAAUGCGUUUUGAAAAAACUUUAAAAGAAAAAAAAGGUUUUAUAAUUAAACCUGUACAAGAAGAUGGUGCAUGUUUAUUUCGAGCAAUAUCUGAUCAAGUAUUUGGUGAUGAAGAAAUGCAUUCUAUAGUUCGUCAAAAUUGUAUGGAUUAUAUUGUAAAAAAUUCCGAUUUCUUUCGUGCUUACAUCACAGAAGAUUUUGAUCAAUAUAUAACACGAAAACGACGACAAAAUUGUCAUGGAAAUCAUAUUGAAAUUAUAGCACUUUCAGAAUUAUAUAAUCGACCUAUUGAAGUUUAUGAAUAUAGUACAGAACCAAUUAAUAUUGUACAUGGAGUGUAUAAAACAGAUAAUGAGCCUAUACGUUUAAGUUAUCAUUGUGGUGUACAUUAUAAUUCAAUAAUUGAUCCAUGGAGACCAACAGCUGGUCAUGGACUUGGACUUCCUAAUCUUGAACCAGGACGUGCUCAAGAAUCAUUAAUUCUAACAGCAUUACGUCAAUCUGAAGAAAGUCAUAUUGAACGAACUAUGCUUGAUGAUAAAUUAGCUGCAACAGAUUGGGAAGCAACACAAAAUGAACUUAUACAACAAAUUGCAAGAGAAUCUUAUUUACAAUGGUUAUCUGAUACUAAUCAACAACAGAAUGAUAAUAAAACGACAUUAUCUUCAAAUUUAUCAUCAGAAACAACAUCGGAUAAAAUUUCAAAUACUAGUGAAAAUCUAUUACCAUUAAGACUUGAUGAACGAAAAGAUUGUGAAUUUGCUUUACCAUUUCAUUAUGACGAUAACACUUCAUCAAAUCCUGAUCUUAAUGAUGAUGAUUCAUUAAUGAGACAAGUUCUUGCUAUGUCACAAAUUGAAUAUAUAGAAAAAUUAAAACAACAAGAAUCAUCGACAUCUAAUGAUCUCAAUGAACCAUCAUCAGACACAAAUGUUUUAUAG